Molecule: messenger RNA, 489 nt
Organism: Papaver somniferum (opium poppy)
Lineage: Eukaryota; Viridiplantae; Streptophyta; Magnoliopsida; Ranunculales; Papaveraceae
Exons: 1
Coding region: 1-489 (162 amino acids)
Source: RefSeq, a predicted model, not a curated record
AUGGUGAAGGAGUUUGAGAUGACAAAUCUUGGUUUAAUGUCAUACUUUCUUGGAAUAGAAGUACAACAAACUGAAAGAGGAAUUUUUAUCAAUCAACAAAGAUAUGCAGAAGGAAUAUUAAAGUGUUUCAAGACGGAUAAUUGCAAUCCAAUCUUAACACCAGUAGAGGAGAGAUUGAAGUUGACAAGAGAAGGGUCAGGAGAACUUGUGAAAUCAACAGACUUUAAAGGUCUUUUUGGAUGUCUAAGAUAUUUGACUGCUACAAGACCUGAUAUCAUGUAUGCAGUUGGAUUGGUUAGUAGGUUUAUGGAAGAACCUAGAAAAUCACAUUUACAAGAUGCAAAACGUAUUUUGAGAUAUGUUAGAGGAACAACUAGCUUGGGAAUUAUCUAUAAUGUUUCAGAAUACCCAAAAUUAAUUGGAUUUACUGAUAGUGAUUGGGCUGGUGAUACAGAAGGAAGAAAGAGCACUUCGGGUUAUGGAUUUUAG